Molecule: messenger RNA, 3388 nt
Organism: Dryobates pubescens (Downy woodpecker)
Lineage: Eukaryota; Metazoa; Chordata; Aves; Piciformes; Picidae
Gene: MAP7D3
Product: MAP7 domain containing 3
Exons: 20
Coding region: 34-2625 (863 amino acids)
Biological process (GO): microtubule cytoskeleton organization
Cellular component (GO): microtubule cytoskeleton
Source: RefSeq, a predicted model, not a curated record
CCCGGCCGGCAGUCGCGCGUCCCGGCGCUGAAGAUGGCGGAGGGCGGCGGCGGCGCGGCCCCCCCGUCCUGCUCUUCCUCCUCUUCCUCCUUGAAGGGGCUGCGGGAGCAGAUGGUUGCUGCAGCCCAAGCCAUAGCAGAAGAAAGAAGAAUCCAAAGUGGCAUUAGCCCUCAUGCAGUCCAGACCUCAAUAAACCUAAGGACAGCAACUAAACCAGUGAUAGAUGGCUCCACUCUGAGAACAGAGGAAAGACAAAGACUGGCCAGGGAGCGUAGAGAAGAGAGAGAAAAGCAACAUGCUGCCAAAGAGACCCAGCUCCUGGAAAAGGAGAGAAAAGCAAAACUCCAGUAUGAAAAACAGCUGGAAGAAAGGCAGAGGAAGCUGAAAGAACAGAAGCAGAAAGAGGAGCAACGGAGGGCAGCAGUGGAAGAAAAGAGAAAACAAAAAAUAGAAGAGGAAAAGGAGCGAUAUGAAGCUGUGAUGCAUCGCACCUUGGAACGGAACCAGCGACUGGAGACGCGACAGAAGAGGUGGUCGUGGGGAGGCUCUGUUACUCCAGAUUCAGAGAGCAAACCUGAACAACAGACUGCUGAUGAAGGUGGAACUGAUGGCAGCAAGAGGUCCACCUCCACAGCAAACCUGAAGCAGACCGAAGCUGUCAUGACCAAGCGGUUGUCAUCCUCUGCGGCGCUCCUCAACGCUUCCGAGCGAAGUACCACAAAGAGGAGUGCCUCAUUAAACAGGCUGAAUAACAAAGUUCCUCUACAUUCGCAGCAGUCAGCACUCAAAGGUUCACAGGUGGAACAGAAAGGAGGAGCAGAAAAGAAGAGGAGCACAUCUUUGAGUAGAAUGAGUAGUAAACCCCAGUCCUCUCCAGACCUAGAAAAAGUGAAAAAGGAAGAAAAAACAGCUCGCCGCUCCCAGCUCAGUCCCCUGGACAGUAGCGUAAUCAGUCGCCUCCUCGCCCCCACACAGGCCUCUUUAGCUAGGAGUAAAAGUGCUGCUGCAUUGUCGGCUGAUGGACAAGAUCCCUCAGCAUCUCACCUCUGUCCUCGUUCAGCUUCAGCCAGUUCCAUCAAUUCCCCAGCCCCAGCUCCUAAAGUGCCCGUGCGCAGUCGUAGCAUCGACAGGUUGAAGUCCUCUCUGUCUUCAUCUGAUGCAAGCUCACCAGAUUCAACUCAGAAAUCAGAACCUGAAAAGCCAUCCCCAGGGUCUGGCUUCAGGCGCCCUCCCUCACCAUCUGUGUCUGCCCAUAGAAGAUCCCCGUCUCCUGCUAACGUGGUGAAGCGUCCUCCCUCACCAUCUACACUUAGGCAAAAGACUCGCCCACCUUCACCGAGCGUGGCGAAGCAAAGGCCACCGUCUCCGACGCCAGUCUCUAAACCAGCACCCAUCCAACGGCCACCUCUCACACCAGGUGUUCUAAACAUUACCAAAAAGAAAACUGAAGUAGAGAGCAAACCAAAGGAUAAGAGCACAGAAGGAACAGGGCAAGAACAAGGUGCUUCACCGGCCUUGGACAGAGAUGCUGUAGCAGCUAGCCCAAAGACCAAAGAAGAAUCAGGUAGCAAAACUGUAGCAGGGACCACCACAGCUGAAGAAGCUGCUAAAAUCUUAGCAGAGAAACGGCGUCUAGCACGGGAGCAGCGAGAGCGGGAAGACCAAGAAAGAGUUCAGAGACAGGAAGAGGAAAGAAUCAGAGAAGAAGGGAUGGCCAGGAGAGCCCUUGAGGAGAAGGCCCGGCAGGAGGAGGAGCUGCGCAGGCAGGAGGAGGAGAAGAAGCUGGCUCACGAGGAACAGCAGAGACAGGCUGAGGAGGAGAGGACCCGCAGAGAACAGGAGGAGCAGGAAAAGCUGGCAGAGCUUCAGCACCAGAGAGAAGAAGCUGAAGCAAAAGCUCAAGAGGAGGCAGAAAGACAGAGGCUGGAAAGGGAGAGAAUUAUGCAGCAGAACAUGCAGGAAAGGCUUGAGAGAAAGAAGAGGAUUGAAGAAAUAAUGAAGAGGACGCGGAAAUCGGAUCAGCACGAAUCCAAGUUGCAGAAUGAAGGGAAAGCUGCCUCUGAGGCCAUGGAGGGAGAGGAUAUUGAAGAGGAGGAAGAGCUGAGUCUCGAGAAGACUGAUCAGCCAGGAAAGCUAAAUGGUGUUGACUUACCCCAGGAUGUCAAGGAGGAGGAGGAGGAGGAGGGUGGUUUAGAAACUGCACACAGCUUGAUCUCUGCAGAAGCUGAGGAACAAGAUGUGUCAGAGCUGAAGGCCACUGAAGUGUUUAUGAAUGGAGGUGACUUGAAAAGUGUUGCUGAAUUACAGGAUUCCAGCCAUCCUGCAAAAGAAGCAGUGGUUGAUGAGCCAGGGAAGCUGGGGGUUAAGGAAGCUGACCAUACAAGGGGACUCAUUCCGAAUCUGAAUGGCAAAUCUGGCUCCUGGACUUUGGAGGAGUUCAUCGACGGAGUACAUUCCAGGUCAGCUAAGCUGAGCUCAGACAGCAUCUCUGCUGGGGACUGCAAACACAACUUGAAUGAUGCUGCUACUACCUUACCUUCUAGUCCCAAAUUGGCUUUUGAGGAAGAUGGUGCAGUGAAUUCAUUGACCAAACCUAUAGAUGCUUCAUCAGGUAAUCCCAGCUGAUUUCCCUGUCUUGUCUCUUCCUCUGCCCUAGGUAAUUAACUUCCUUGCAUUUUACUCUCCUUGCCUUAACUUCAGCUUCUUCUUUUUGAGGCACUUUUUCCAAUGUGUUGACUGGAGGGAAAGCUCUUUCUUUUAGUGCUUGUAACUUGCAUUCUGUCAAAAGGAGUCACCAACUGAUGCCUUUUUAGGGACUUGCUUUAGGCAGCAGCCUAGGCCCAACAUUAAGGCUCUUCCAAAGACACAGCUGGGCCCCUGUGAAGCAGCUGUACCAGCACACUAGCCCAGCUGUUGCAGUUUUAGGCUUUUUCUAUGCUGUCUUAAAUGGCACAUGUUACAUUUGAAGAUACUGGCAGUUCAGAGGGUAUCUGAUGUAACUCUGCAGAUAAGACCUUUCCACUCCUAGGCAUGUCUUGUAGCUUUCUCUUGCUGGCCUGCCUGGUCUUACAAGGUCUCCUCAGGCUCUGGCAAGGCAUUACCUGCCCUUUGUACUUACUGUAGAGUAGGUCUUUCACUCCAUUGAGAGAGGGGUAAGACCAACCUUAAACUCCCCAGACAGUUGAGUUGCAUUCUGAGAGGAGUAAUAAAGCUGCACAUACAAUGCUCUGAAUUUCCCCCAAAAUAAAGCAGGGCUGCAUCUGAAGCCACAGGAACUUGAGAGGCCAUGCCCUGAUGCAGUACAAGCACAGGAGGUCAGAGAGGCUUCAGGAAGCUAGAGUCAGACUAAACUUCCCUGGUCUUGGAGCUGAACCCCACGCAGCAGAUC